Messenger RNA from Paramisgurnus dabryanus, 1189 nucleotides. The record is from RefSeq and is a predicted model, not a curated record. NCBI's taxonomy places the organism in Eukaryota, Metazoa, Chordata, Actinopteri, Cypriniformes, Cobitidae.
AGGAAAAGUGAGAGAUCACGAGACUCAGAGAGACCGAACACAGAGACAGAGACUGUGUGAGCGACUGUAGAGAUCUUCAGAUGGAAAAACUUUAACACCAGCAGAAGUUUGACCUCUAAAAGCAAAUAUCAGUGAGAGCUGAUCUUAGUUCAGUGGUUUGCUGGGGAAAAUACAGAUGGGAAAAGCUGAAGGUCUCAGGGGAAGUUUAAUAUGUGAGGAGGGUUUGUUAAGAGCAGCACCUGAGCACCAGAUCAACACUUUGAACUAUGGGAUCUCAGAUGAAGAUUGAUUCAUGGAGUCUCUUACACACAGGAUUAUAUUAAGAGAAGAACAUCAGGAAGAAGAUGGAAGAACAGGAUCAGACGUGGAGUGAUCAGAUUUCUGGAUCAGAGUCUGAAGACUCCUUUGAUUUCCUUUUUAAGAUUAUUCUCAUUGGAGAUUCAAAUGUGGGGAAGACGUGCGUGAUACAGAGAUUUAAAUCUGGGAUCUUCUCAGAGAGACAACAGAACACGAUUGGAGUGGACUUCACUGUUCGGACCAUCAACAUCGAGGGCAAGAGAGUCAAGAUGCAGGUUUGGGAUACGGCCGGACAGGAGCGUUUCCGCACCAUCACACAGAGUUACUAUCGCAGUGCACAUGGAGCCAUGAUCGCCUAUGACAUCACCCGCCGGGCCACGUUUGAUUCUGUCCCCCGCUGGAUUCAUGAGGUUCAGAAAUUUGGAGCAACAAACGUUCUGAUGGCUUUGAUAGGUAACAAGUGUGAUCUGGAGGCCGAGCGGCAGGUUGAGUUUAAAGAUGCUUGUAAACUAGCAGAUGAGCGAGAGAUGGUGGCAGCGCUGGAGACUUCAGCUAAAGAGUCUCAGGGCGUAGAUGAAGCGUUUGUGAUGAUGGCACGAGAACUGAUGAUGAUGAAUGGGAUGAAGGUCACACAGGAGGAUGUCUGUCAUGAUUCACACACCGUAACACUCAAAACAAACUCAAGAUCCAUCGAUCAUUCAAACGCAUUCACUGCUGACAGAAAGAGCUGUGACUGCUAACCCUAAGAUAUAUGAACUUCUCUUCUGAGAUUAUCAACACUGUGACGGUUGUGAAUUGUUUUUUUCUUUUUACAGUAUUGUUUCAGUCGAUUUAUCUGUGAGGUGCUUUGAAUAAGAAUAUAUGCUAAAGAAAUAAAUGAGCUUUAAAACAU